This is a messenger RNA of Mastomys coucha (southern multimammate mouse), 2330 nucleotides long. RefSeq names its product selenocysteine lyase (gene Scly). The record is from RefSeq and is a predicted model, not a curated record. The coding region runs from base 85 to 1545 and encodes 486 amino acids. Lineage: Eukaryota; Metazoa; Chordata; Mammalia; Rodentia; Muridae. The transcript has 12 exons.
CGGGCGGCCGGUUAGAUGGGACCGGCUGCGCGGUGGCCCAACUUAGACUGUCUCCAGCUCCGCCCCACUGCCACCUGACCCCGCAUGACCAAUCAACCAGUCAGGGGCGGAGGCAGGGCCCGUGCGGCUCUCAGAUUGGCCGGAGCGCGACGCGCAGCCAAUGCGGAUACCCGGGGACCCGAGGCUCCGCCCCAUCAGAGACUUCGGGGCGCUCGGGUUUGGGGUGACCAGCCAGCGAUCAGGGGGAUGGACGCGGCGCGGAAUGGCGCGCAGGGCAGUGUGGAGAGCCCGCCGGACAGGAAGGUCUACAUGGACUACAACGCCACCACACCUCUAGAGCCCGAAGUCAUCCAGGCUGUGACAGAGGCCAUGAAGGAAGCCUGGGGAAACCCCAGCAGCUCCUACGUGGCAGGUAGAAAGGCCAAGGACAUUAUAAACACCGCUCGAGCGAGCCUGGCCAAGAUGAUAGGGGGAAAGCCCCAGGACAUCAUUUUCACUUCCGGAGGCACCGAGUCAAAUAAUUUAGUAAUCCACUCUAUGGUGAGAUGCUUCCAUGAACAGCAGACCCUGAAGGGGCACGUGUUUGACCAGCACAGCCUGGAGGAGGGGGCCAGGCCCCAUUUUAUCACUUGCACGGUGGAACACGACUCCAUCCGCCUGCCCCUGGAGCACCUGGUGGAAGAGCAAGUGGCAGAGGUCACUUUUGUCCCAGUGUCGAAGGUGAAUGGGCAGGCAGAGGCCGAGGAUAUCGUGGCGGCUGUCCGUCCGACCACAUGCCUUGUGACUAUCAUGCUGGCCAAUAAUGAGACCGGCGUCAUCAUGCCUGUCUCUGAGAUCAGUCGUCGUAUUAAAGCCCUGAACCAGAUCCGGGCUGCCUCAGGGCUGCCCCGAGUCCUGGUGCACACGGAUGCCGCUCAGGCACUGGGGAAGAGACGAGUGGAUGUCGAGGACCUGGGCGUGGACUUCCUGACCAUUGUGGGGCAUAAGUUCUACGGCCCCAGGAUCGGUGCUCUGUAUGUACGAGGGGUCGGUAAACUUACCCCCCUGUACCCCAUGCUGUUUGGCGGUGGACAAGAGCGGAAUUUCAGGCCAGGGACCGAGAACACGCCCAUGAUUGCCGGCCUCGGGAAGGCUGCUGAUCUAGUGAGCGAGAACUGCGAGGCUUAUGAGGCCCACAUGAGAGACAUCCGGGAUUACCUGGAGGAGAGGCUGGAGGCUGAAUUUGGUAAGAGAAUCCAUUUGAACAGCCGGUUUCCAGGAGUGGAGAGGCUUCCAAACACCUGCAACUUUUCCAUCCAGGGGUCCCAGCUUCAAGGGUACAUGGUCCUUGCUCAGUGCCGGACACUGCUGGCCAGCGUGGGAGCUUCCUGCCACUCAGAUCAUGAGGACCGGCCAUCCCCAGUGCUGCUGAGCUGUGGCAUUCCCGUGGACGUGGCCCGGAAUGCAGUCCGGCUCAGCGUGGGCCGCAGUACCACCAGGGCUGACGUGGACCUCAUUGUGCAGGACCUGAAGCAGGCUGUGGCCCAGCUGGAAGGCCGGGUCUAGAGCUAGCAGCCACUCUUUCGCUCCGUGGCCAGCUGGACUUUGGCCACUCAAUCCAUAGGAAACCGCUUGCAAAAGCCUCUGGCCCCUAAACUGCCCCUUCUCAAGAGCUGCACUGAGAGGAAUGUCUAACUGUGGGGUGCAGAGUGAUGAGGGGCUGCCCACCUCGCAGAAUCCCAUGCCAGCACCCAUCCUUACAGGCUCAGGACAGCCGUGUCACAUAGGACUUCCCCGUCACCUUCCAACAAAGGCCACGGGAGAAUAGGAAUAUUCCUGUUAUCAGGUAGCCUGCCAGGACGGCCUGACCCCAGAAGGCACCUUGGCCAGAAGACAAAAUCCAAGUCUUGGUCCAGUGUCACUUAGACACUGUGAGAAUAGGAAAGUUGAUUUCGUCUCCACCCAUGGCCUCUUGUGUGCACCUACAGACACACCCCUCCUUAAUGCAGCCCCGCCUCUCUCCUCUGCCCUAGGCCUGCCACUGCCUUGUCCCGGAGGUCACAGUUCACCCUGCCUCACUCAGGGAUCCACCUUCAGUGUGGCCGCCGGAAGGCUGGUGCCUGAUCUCAGUCUUUGCCGAAGUGGAAAGUCUGAUCACUUCUCGCUGAGAUUUAAUUUUAAUUUUAUUUGCAAAAGGCUCUGCCAUCUUGAGGAUGUGUGGCACACGUCACACCAAGGUUUAUAUAGGAAUGUCUUCCUGGGGGAUGCGUUUGGUGUGUGGGUCUGUGGUCCAAAGGAUGACACAAUGAAUGGAAACAGUUGUCAGAAAUUAAAUGAACUAAUGAAAGAUG